GUGAGAGAGGAAACAAAGAGUGGGUAACGGAAGGUGUUGGAGUAUUGAAAAGAAAUGGUGCGGCCAUGGAUGAGAGGCUUGCCGUCAUUGACAAGGCAAUCGUCGAAGCGGAGGCGCUUGAAGAUUUGAGGGUUGAUGAGGCGGGUGGAGCUGAACGAGCCACAGUGGAGGUGGAUGCCGGAGAUGUCACAGCUGGUGGCGCACACGUUCGUGAUCUCCACCGUAUAUGUGGGUAUGCCGUUGGGAAGGGGCGGUGUGGCGCCCUGGUUUAUAACGACAUCAGAUUUUGA
Molecule: messenger RNA, 290 nt
Organism: Ilex paraguariensis (yerba mate)
Lineage: Eukaryota; Viridiplantae; Streptophyta; Magnoliopsida; Aquifoliales; Aquifoliaceae
Source: the annotation of a GenBank genome assembly